GUGACUUUGAUCUCAAUCAAAUUAAAACCCUAACAACCAAAGCUGAGCAGCGCCUGAACAUUCUCUGCUAAUCUAUCACCGUACUCCGUUACCAAGAGUCGAGAACGUGAAUCUGUCUCAACAAACUUUAAAUCCACUAGAGCCCCUCUUGUUUCCUAAAGCAAUUUCUCUGCAUACAUGGGAGAUUUUAAAAGCAUAGAGGACCCAGAAAUUGUCCAAGAGUCACGUACUCGAAAGAAUCACGGCCGUUUCGUUUGGUCACAUGAGCUCCACCAGAAGUUUCUCAAUGCCAUUGACCAAUUGGGCGGCAACGACAAGGCUAUUCCCAAGAAAAUACUUGCCGACAUGAAUGUAGAAGGUCUUACUAGGCUAAACGUAGCCACCCAUUUGCAGAAGUACAGACUAACUUUGGAAAGGACAACCGAAGCUCAGCAGCUGAACAUGGCCACAAGACAAGUGCCAAGCUUCAUCCAACAAGGGCAUCACCAGAACUCAAGCAACUCAGCUAAUCCAUCUGAGUCUAGGACGUGAAUAUACGUUGCAACCAACUUCAUCUCCACUAAAGCCCCUCUUGUUUCCUAAAAGCAAUUUCUCUGCAUUCAAGGAAGAUUUUAAAAUCAUUAAGGACCCAAUGCUGCUCUUACGAGAGUGAUGGCUGCAACUUUCUUUUAUUAUUUCCUCUCAGGAUUAUGUUUUGGUUUUUGAUAUCUCUAAUCUCAAUAAUUCAGUCCCAAAAUGAGCAUCUAGUUUUCUACUUGUGGUCGUUGAAAUCUCAAAAUAAACCGAAACUUGUAAACACUGCCAAAAUACAGAUUACCUAUGUCACAUACUAAUGGGGUUGAAAAAACAUGGGCUUCAUGAUCUUGGCUUUUGUGCUGGUUUGAGUAUUCUAAAAAC
Messenger RNA from Arabidopsis lyrata subsp. lyrata, 897 nucleotides. RefSeq names its product two-component response regulator ARR18. Gene Ontology annotation, biological process: regulation of DNA-templated transcription. The record is from RefSeq and is a predicted model, not a curated record. Gene Ontology annotation, molecular function: DNA-binding transcription factor activity; DNA binding. Bases 178 to 531 code for a protein of 117 amino acids. NCBI's taxonomy places the organism in Eukaryota, Viridiplantae, Streptophyta, Magnoliopsida, Brassicales, Brassicaceae. The transcript has 3 exons. Gene Ontology annotation, cellular component: nucleus.